GUAGUUAUUACACAAAAGCAUUCAUUUUAACACAACAAUAAUGUCUGGAAAUCACUUCUAAUGUAACAAUGUACCCAUGGCAUUGGAUAUUGAAAGCGUCAGCGAUUUGAAGUUGAUAUCACGUUCGGUUUAGUGAAAGUAUGGAAAACUUAUUAUUAGUACGUAGUAUGUUUUCUAGGACACUUUUUCUUUCUAUUUAAGUUUUAUUCAGCCUUAUUUGUACUCAGUAUUUCUUGAUGAGCAAUCAGAAGUGUUACAGAAGUUAGUUUUUACCAAAUCUCAUUGGUUGACAACUUCGAACUUCUUUGUCUUAGACGGCAGUUCCAAAUUGUGUUCUGACGUUAGGAACAGAUUCCGGGAUUCAUAUUAUUUGAGAAUGUUCAAUCUGCCUGUUAAAAACCGACUGGCCUUUUCUCCUGACUGAAUUACCCAAUUUUGGUGAAGCCGCUAUAGAAAAUUUGGGAAAGUGGCACCAAAACCCCCAAAUUUCCCUUAAAUCUUGGGGGGUCUCUCAAAAUUUCCGCUUUUGCCCUUAACUGAAUCUGAAGCAUUGGGCUUAUCAUGCAUUUAGAACAUAACUUGUUUCAAUCCUACUAUUAACGACAAAUGGACUUUUGUUGUUUACCUGUUGGAGUUAAUCAUUUUUCGUUUGAUGAACGGUGUAACCUUAUUUGUAGAAUAAUGAAACUGUUUAUAUAUUUUACUGGUCAAUUUCCAGAUUUAUCACUCUUAAAUUCUCUUCAAAAUGAAUCAGACAUUGAAUUAAAAUUGGAUAAUUUGCACUCAAAGGAAGUAAAACUUUUACGGUCAAUUCAUGAGGUUGAAUCUAAUUUGCUAUCAUCGAAAUCAGAAUCUAUUCUUUAUUUCCUGAUUAUGAUUGGUGGUCUACCAAGUAAUCCAAAACGAGCAUUUCUCAUAGAUAUCAAUGAUUUCUAUCCUAAAAUUACAAAUGCCGAUAAAACAGAUGUUUCUUUCAGAGAAUUUUUCGAAUCUCUUGUACAGGUUCCGUUUUUUGAUAAUGUUUUUAAGUGUUCUACUCCUACACGUACUUACAUAUAUAUAUGUACAUCAAAAGAUUUUUCAUCUUCAUGGUUUCUACCUCGAUUACAAUUUCGUUUACCUCGGACUUGUCCUGUUCAUGUAUUGAAAAUUGUUCCUGAUUCUAUAGAUUCUUAUAAUCCUAAAGAAUUACAUAAAGUUUUGUAUGAAUCACCAUCUGAACUACGAUGGUAUGCUUCUCCGACAGUUUUUUCCGGAGUUAAACCAAAAUAAGCUUUUCUAUAAUCAUUGUUAACUGCAUAGUGGUGUACGAAAUACUUUAAUUUCCUAACCAUUUGUAUAUAAUGUAUAUUCGAGUCAACUGAAGUAUUUGUGUGAUCAAGACUACUUUGUAAUAAAACAUUCUAAUUUCAUUCUCACAAUUAUUUUCAUAUACGUUUACAUAUAGAAAAAUAAAUAAAUGUAUGAUAAUUUACAAUCAA
Messenger RNA from Schistosoma mattheei, 1481 nucleotides. Lineage: Eukaryota; Metazoa; Platyhelminthes; Trematoda; Strigeidida; Schistosomatidae. The record is from the annotation of a GenBank genome assembly.